Messenger RNA from Pseudogymnoascus verrucosus, 3197 nucleotides. RefSeq lists its product as uncharacterized. The record is from RefSeq and is a predicted model, not a curated record. The transcript has 3 exons. NCBI's taxonomy places the organism in Eukaryota, Fungi, Ascomycota, Leotiomycetes, Thelebolales, Thelebolaceae. Bases 61 to 666 code for a protein of 201 amino acids.
CUUCACGGCCAGAGACAAGAAAAUAAAACGUCAACUACAUGGGACGAGAACUACUUCAUAAUGGCAGUACCUCCUGCAAGCUCGCCGGUUGGUACUGUGCCAUUAGUUUCCACGGUUGAACUGGCCGACUUCUACACGAAGCACUUUUCGGGACAUUCUAAGGACCACUUCGCCACCACUUUCCUAGCUGAGGGAGUCACCGAGGAGGAAGAUGACAACUUAGGAUACUACGAUGACGGCGUUAAGAGGACCUUAACAGACGAACAGAUCGCCAUGUUCCGUCAUACUGAGAUUGAAACACUGUUGAGAGAGAAGAGAAAAUCCGAUGAGGCCAAAGCGGACAAGGCAGAAAGAGCAUCCGACUUGGAACGAAAAGCUGGAGAAUAUCCUGGAUCUCAGGGUGCAUCUUUGCUUAGCACCCAAGCUUCAAAGGCGCCACUCACUCAGUCAGAAGCUGGACAAUUAUCACAAACGAAACCCACAGAGGACAAUAAGAAGAAGAAAAGCCACUUCAAGAGGAAUAUCAAACCUGACUUGAGAAAGAGAACUUGGGACCAGGUCGACCAUGGCUUGGAAACGUUAGACUACGAAGAAGAUGUUGCUCGGCCUUCACCAAAACGAAAUGCAGGACCUCAGCGAAGAACAAUUUCGUAUGACGACGUGUGAAGCCGGUACUAUAACUGUCGGACUUUAUAAAUAAGAUACUAUCUGCGACGAUGCUGAAAUUACGGCACGCAUAACCCCUCGAGUUGCCAGUCCCCGUGGUGCCAUAAGAUCUUGGCAUACAUGAGACUCCCCAUCUAUUGAAAAUUAUGGUCAUGUUAAGUUCAAAAGAUCAUUGCUGGGGGCUAUGAAGGAGGGACUUUUAUCCAAGUCUCUUACCAAGCUAGAAUUGCGACAUCAGUCAAGAACAGCUUGAGCAUAACCAUGUGCACUUUUCCAUGACUUCAGGUUUACUGUUGGGCCCCUUGGAUAGUAUUGGGCAUAUGGCAUUAGGGGUUUUCUAUCCUCCGCCAGGCCACCCUCCGUUAGGGUACUCAAGGUACAACUUUCCAGCAACCUCCAAGGACCAAGUUGCAGGUGCCUCGGCGACCCAAUUGGUUUGGUGCUAGAUCGCUAGCUGAGCUCUAGCUUCUCCAACCACACACUCUGAAAUGCAAUGUGUGGUUCUAGAAGACUAUAAUUUGUUCUAUGCUGUCUCAGGAUUACAUCCGUGUUAUCACACCAAGACUGAUGCGGGGAUCUAAUACGCCAAAGUCAACAUCUAUCCAGAACCCAACAUCAGUGGCGUCCGCGCAACAUACAGUACACCAUCCCAAACAGGGCUUUUCUGUGCAGAUUACUUUCUAAGCCAAGAUAUGGAAUGGAGACCGGUGGGAUAUGGCUGGCUGAGACAUUAUCGUCCAUUUCGCCACCAAGACUAGAGUGGCAAUGUGAGGAGGCGUCAAUGAAUCCUGAAUCUGAUAUGUGAUAUUGUUGAUACAGUGCGUUGACCGUUGUGGUGAUACUUGACCUGCGUCGGCGGAACCUACCUCAAUGUGGCUGACACCCAGUCCCAGCCUCGCCGGGGACGGUUUUGGAGGCCCGCGAGUGGCACAGAACCACGGCGGCCGCUUCCAAACCGGGUAAGCGUACACAGUCAAACGCACCUUCGAAAGGUCGUUGGAUGUCUUCUAGAACGGCACGGACCGUGGGGGGGGCGCUUACUGUGUGCGUAUCAUAGAACCCUAUGAAGAUGUGAUAGAGUGAUAGAGUGAUAGGUGAAGUCUGAGACAGGAGCUGAAGUGACCUGUCAACUCAUUAGUGAACAAUGGACGUAUGUGGGAUGGAGUUCUUGUCUUGUGGCUUACGGAACCUGGCACUAGCCAGCUGCAUGUUCUACCGACAUAGGCAUGGGCAUUCACUUCUCACCCCUUGCAUGCAGAUGGUCAGGGAUGAGAACCCUUCUAGAAAACUAGUUUCGAAGGAAUGUUAUUUGGACUGCAUGAUAGACAACCAUAUUUACCUAUUUACUCAUAGUACAGCAUGCAAUGGAGUUUGGAUUCCAGCUAAGGCAGGCAAUAUUGACAAAACCCGGGUAGGAAGAGUAUCCUGGGGCACUCGUCAACAAUUCAUGAGAAGGAGGCGCUUGAGAUCUGCCAAUACCGUACCAAAUCGUUGAGCAGAAGUAAUAUCAUAGCCAUCCAUGCACUGUAAACCAACCGUACUAUGUACUGUAGGAGUGCUCGCAAUGUUCAUUCGUUAAAGGCUCGCAACGAGAUACCACUUUUAUGGUCUGCCGCCGCAAGGAACUGACAGUUGGGCCCGGCAUCUAUCCCCGCAUGCAUCUACACGCGCAAUCUCCUCCCUCAUCUGAUAAUGCGGACGUGAGGGGGCGCUUCGCUAUCUACUAGCCGCGGUCUGCUGCAGCUAAAUCUACUUGUAAGAGACGUGGGGGGUCAUCCCCAUACCCAGGUGUGGUAACUCUCGAGUUACUACUCAAGGCUUUGUAAAGGCUUAGAAGGCUUGCACACCACCAGCUCCACAAUACCCCAAAUCUUAGAAUGCAACUACUGCAAUGGGGUCACACAAUACACCCUGAAUAUAACUAGAUCUUCGUACGAGGCCGGUCCAAUCGCAUCCUGUCUCAUCCUAGCCCAUACCCUACUGUACUGUGGCUGCCGCGACGGCGUUCGUUUGCACCCUCUCACUGGCCAUCUCGCCUGUACCAUAUCUAGGAUACGCGCCUCGUCGCCAAAUGCCCGACCGAGAGAGGUCUCGGAGACUAUCAUGCGCCGAGACAGCGAUGGGGUGUCAUCCUGCAUCAUUAGAGGGUCUUGGAUGCAUCGAGGACACGCACUAGUACUCGUAUAUCUUGGGGGGUGAAAAGUGACACAUGAGGUGAAGUGAUGGCCGCCUGUGAGAUGCGCGGCUUUCCCGCUUUUAGUGAUGCACCGAGAAGGCCUCCUUUCACGAUGGCGGAACGAUCUAAGAUCUGCACUCGGACAGGGGCAGGGGAGGUGGACAUAUGCACGCUACGUGAAGGUUGUUGGUUGUUGGGUGCCGGUGAUGGGGGGCUGGCCAGAUGCACGCACGACGUGUGAACUCGGUUGCAGGUAAGACGCAAGAUUUAUCACUGUGGAAAACGCCAGUAAGCUGGAUGGAUAAUGCCGUUUGUGCUGCUACAAAGUGCGUCAAGCACACCCUAAAGUUACGAU